AUGCCGGUCUUCUCGCGCAAACCGAUCGGCGAUGCGUUCGGCUCAUCCGGCGGCGGCUCACGGAAUCAGCCCCUCAACUCGCGACUCAGUCUAGCGCUCAAACGACGACCUUUCCUCUUCUUUGGCUUGCCAUUCAUAUCUGUCAUGGCCGGUGCCUCUGUAGCCCUGUCUUACAUCGCCCAGACCAAAUUCGACUACGACGCAUCCAAAGUGCAGAGCAUCUCCAAAUCGGAAGAAUUGAAAAUGAGAAAGGAUAGGAAAAAGAUCGAUAUCAGGGAAGAGUAUUUCAAAUUGGAAUCGGAUCCAAAUCGAUCUGCGGCGCUUGACGACUGGGAGCCCAAGCGCGUGGAGAGGCCGCCGGGUGUGCCCGAAUGGGGUAUCCCUGCAGACGCAUCUCCCUCUUUGCCUCCCAAGCGAAAAGGCUGGUUCUCCUCCUGGGCCAGCAACAAGGAGGUGCACGCUGAUGGUGGCGCUCUUCCGCGCCUCGACGAAGCGGGUGAAGAAGCUUCGAGUGCGAAUGCAAGCGCCCGGAAACCUGGUGUUAUAUUGGGGCCGGAUGGUAAACCGUGCAGAGCUUGCAAUUCCAAAUUGGCUUUCUCUGCCGCUAUGAGAGGCACUGAGAAGGGUGGCGUUGCUAGGUCGAGCACAUCGCAAUCCAGCUCGACCCCUUCCAAGGCGGCUGCCGCGAGUGCAGGUGCGGGUACGAGCGCUGCCGCAGUCGCUGCCACUCAGUCAAGCAGCGAGCAGCACACACAGCACUGUCCCCCGGAUGGCGAAGAGAUUGGCAGAUCGACGUGGCUGUUCCUGCACAGCGCUGCAGCAUACUACCCGGAAGAACCCACGUCCAUUCAAAAGUCUGCAAUGCUAUCCCUACUUCGGUCUUUGCCACAUCUUUAUCCCUGUCACUCAUGCGCUGCAGCGCUCGGAGAAGAGUACGAGCGCGAGAAGAGGGAAGGAACAUGCUGGAAUGCAAGAGGCGGAGGGCAAGCGGACAUCUUGGAGCAGGCUGUUGGGAAGGGGCAGACGCUUCGACGUUGGUUGUGUGGAAUACACAACGAAGUCAAUGAGAGGCUGGGCAAGCCUGUGUGGGAGUGCAGGGAGGAGGUGUUGCAAGAGAGGUGGAGGGAUGGACCGCGAGACGAUAGCUGCGAUUGA
This is a messenger RNA of Ceraceosorus guamensis, 1155 nucleotides long. RefSeq names its product FAD-dependent thiol oxidase. The transcript is spliced from 2 exons. Gene Ontology annotation, molecular function: flavin adenine dinucleotide binding; flavin-dependent sulfhydryl oxidase activity. Lineage: Eukaryota; Fungi; Basidiomycota; Exobasidiomycetes; Ceraceosorales; Ceraceosoraceae. Gene Ontology annotation, cellular component: mitochondrial membrane; mitochondrion. The coding region runs from base 1 to 1155 and encodes 384 amino acids. The record is from RefSeq and is a predicted model, not a curated record.